UCGGUUAGGGUUCUUAUUAGCCGCCGAACGGGUUUGUGUUCCCUGUCUACUCGAUUUCAAUGGUUGAUCUGUUUUCUGUGAAAACAGUUUUCUUCUUUGGCUUUUCUGUAUGAGAUUUUCCGGCAAAGUUUAUGUUUUUCUGGAGAAAAUGGACGGUGACGAUGAAAUCAGUGAAAGGUCUCGUUCGUCGUAAAAUUGGCCUUCAAUGGCGAAUUUGCCGACCAUCCUGUUAUAUCACCACCCAUAUUCUGAGUCCAUUCUUCCAUAAUGUUUUACUCUUUGUUCGUUCCUCGGCCGAUGAUUAAAUUAACAAAAGACAAGCAUAUGUCCGAAUCAAUCCAUGUUGAUAAAGCCUAAUCUUCUCUAUGAGGCCGAUUCUUUUUUCAUAUCUUUCAUUCAAGUUUUAAACUUUUUGUCAUUAAAAAUCAAUUCUUGUGGGUUUAUCAAAUUGAUUACAGUGUUGGAAUGAGAAGGGUCAAGUGAUGAUUUAAUUACGCAUAGUUCAGAUGAUAAAAUCUCCAUGAUUAAUCAUAUUACUUAGUCUUUCGCUCCUAUCUGAUGACCCUUCUUUCUCCAAUUCUUCUUGAUCUUGUUUCUUCUGGUGUGUGAUACGUUUGAUUCCAAGAUGUAAUCAAUAUGGGUUCAUAGUCAAAGACGUGGGAACCUUGUCGGAAAAGCUAGUCAGGUGUUGCGCAUCGGAAGCUUGGCCUCCGCUCCUUCUACACAUCUUUCAGUAACACCAGAAUCAUAGAAUUUAGUGAGACGAGAUGACAUUCUUUAACCUUUAAUAAGAACUCCUGUGUUUCUUUGAGUGGCUGAGUUUCCCUAUACACGCUACAAAUUUGAAGUUAAACCACGAGUUUCCGGUCUUGGAGCCUACAUGUUUAAGGAAAGGUAGGUCAAGAACUCCUUGUUUAUCCACGUUCAGAGGAAAAGAUACCCCAACCCGCAAGGUAUUGGUAAGGUGUCUUCUGUAAGGGUUUGUUUACAGGAGAAUUCUCUUCCCAUUUUAUGAUCAAUAUUUCCUUGUCUUAGAGAAGGAAAACGAGCGAGAGGGCAACUUGUAUGAUGAUAACUCCAUUGUGUCACCUUCCUUUGCUACUACCUGUCUGUGCAAGUUCCUGAAAUACUUUGAUCUGAAAAUAUUGGAUCAGAAAUCUUUUCUCAAACAAGCAAUAUCUUAUCAUCCUUCACCAGAAGAUGGAGUCAGAAGAGUAGUUAACAGCACAAGAAACGGCAGAUAAAUCGAGUGGUUGCAUCACCAAGACCAUGUUCUAUCAUGUACACAAUUUCAGGCCAUACCAAAACCCCUUGGAAGCUUGAAAUAAUCCAUCGGACUUGAGAUUUCAGAAAAUCAUUGUAGGAAAACCAAUGAAGCUAUUGAUGCUGAAUUCGCCUCUUAGCAAUCAUCUGUCCGGAGCAUUUAUGGCUCUGGUAUGAAAUGACGAAAUGCCAACACAGGUUUCGCCACCGGCACCAACCCAUUUCUCCCCUCUUGUCGCCCCCCAUCUCGGCCUCCACUGCUUCUACCGCAGUCGGGUUCCACCGCCGAUGCAGAAGUGUGUUUUUACGGUCCCCGUUCAAUGGACUCGGGAGGAGAUGGAGGAUAAUGGGUUGUUUCUGAAAAAUCUUGAAUAGGAAUCAGAUAUUUGCAGGGAUAGUGGAGGAGAUGGCAGGUGAAGAAGACUCGUCAUCAUCAUCACGACUAUUGAAAGUUUCAAUCUUUCUCCCCGAAAAUGACAAAUUUUUUUCUUCUUUUGUUUCCCUUUUGUUCAAUUUGUAGCUUAGUUGAUUCAAGGUACUCUAAUCUUUGCUUUGCUUGUUCCAUUAGUCAUGCGAGAGAUGAGUGCCCCACUCCACCAUGUUUCAACAACCAUUGAACUAAUAAUAUCUUUUAUGUUUUGUAUUAGAUGCUAAUCUUUCAUUUACUUUUAGAUUUAAUCUAUUCAUAUUGUUUCUUCUUUUACAGAUUAUUACACACCAAAGUGAAAGGGGCAAAAAUUUUGGGUGCGAAUAAUAGAAUUAAGGAAAAAGGUUGGUCUUUUCCUUUUGCAUUUUUCUAUUGAUCACAAGAGGUCAAUGGAUAACAAAGAUUUCAGAUUACAUGAGACAUCAAGGCGAAUCCAAUAGAGGGAGAGGGAGACGGCGUCCAGUCCAUGGUUUUUUUUUUGGCAGUUUUAAGCUUUCUGUGAAGGAUUCCACAAAAGUGAAAACCUUCCCUUUCUCCCUCGUUGUCCCAAGAAAGCUCUAAUCUUCAAUCUUUAAUCUCUCUCUCUCUCUCGGCGGGUCGGUCAAUGUUGAAGCUUUGGAGAUGGUACCAGCGAUGCCUCGCGGUUCAUCCGGUGAAAACCCAGGUCAUCAGUUCCGGUUUUCUAUGGGGCAUUGGCGAUAUCACCGCUCAGUACAUCACUCACUCCACCGCUCAACGCCGUCUUCAUCGUAUUCCGAACGCGGAUAAAGAUACAGAUGCAGAUGCGGAAUUCAAGGUUAACUGGAAGCGGGUCGCCAUCACAAGCAUGUUUGGGUUCGGUUUUGUAGGACCGAUUGGCCACUUCUGGUACGAAGGAUUGGACAGAUUCAUUAAACUAAGGCUUCUAUACGAACCGAAGACAGCACGGUUUGUGGCUGCGAAAGUCGCGAUGGACGGCCUUAUAUUCGGACCCUUUGAUCUACUAGUGUUCUUUACGUACAUGGGAUUCGCCACGGGAAAGAACCCGACCGAAGUGAAAGAAGGAUUGAAGAGGGAUUUCCUACCGGCGUUGGUUCUUGAAGGCGGGGCUUGGCCUCUGCUUCAGAUUGCGAAUUUCCGAUACGUACCCGUGAGGUACCAGCUGCUUUACGUCAAUAUCUUCUGCUUGCUGGACAGCGCUUUUCUCUCGUGGGUCGAGCAGCAGAAAGACGCGGCUUGGAAGCAGUGGUUCACGUCUUCCUUCGAGACGUUGAAAGACCGAGGAGGCCAACGCGGGCCGCCGUAAGCUUUUCCCUGGUUAAGAAAGGUGAUACUUUUUAUCAGAAGUAGAGACAAUGCCGGUUUCAUGGUCUGAAUCCGAAUCCCCCAUGGUUUCUUCUUCUGCUUUUGCUCAGAACCGAUUCUGAUGCUGGCAUCUAUCUGAUAACCGGGUUCCUUCCAGACAUAACCGGAACCGAAUUGUCUGGAAAAGAUUUUGCUUCUGAUAUGAUUUGGCAAGGUCUCGCGCCAUAUAAGAACUCGAAAGGCGUGGACUUUUGAUUUUUUUUUUAAAAAAAAAGAGGAGCUUUUUUGUUUGUCAAUGGAGUCAUUACAUACAGUUUGAAGCAUUUAUAUACAUACAUACGUACAUA
Molecule: messenger RNA, 3321 nt
Organism: Tarenaya hassleriana
Lineage: Eukaryota; Viridiplantae; Streptophyta; Magnoliopsida; Brassicales; Cleomaceae
Product: PXMP2/4 family protein 2
Exons: 4
Coding region: 2295-2975 (226 amino acids)
Cellular component (GO): membrane; cytoplasm
Source: RefSeq, a predicted model, not a curated record